This is a messenger RNA of Ricinus communis (castor bean), 2672 nucleotides long. RefSeq lists its product as uncharacterized. NCBI's taxonomy places the organism in Eukaryota, Viridiplantae, Streptophyta, Magnoliopsida, Malpighiales, Euphorbiaceae. Bases 703 to 2286 code for a protein of 527 amino acids. The record is from RefSeq and is a predicted model, not a curated record. The transcript has 3 exons.
GGUCAAGCUGCCUACAAAUCUAACCCGGUUGGUCUCUCGGACCGCGUCUUGUACAAAUUCACGACCCUGAUAAUCGUAUUUCAACAUCUCCCUCUUUUAAAAUUCAAUCUGAAAUCGGUCUCCGAUUUUUCUUAAUUUUCCUAUCUAUUCUUCGAAUCAACUACCGAUUAUUUCAAUUCAUUGUUUGCUCUUUCAAUUGCUACCUCUUUCGACCUCUGCCGUUGAUUUUCAUGUUCUAGGGUUAGGGUUUCCUGUCGCAGUCCUUAGCGGCCUUUCAAUCCUUGAUUUUUGUGGGUUUUGAAUCUCCUCUGUAUAUAUCUUAAUUUCCACAUCAAUUUUGGGUCUAUUUUUGUAGUUUUUGUGCUUCAGUUUGAGAUUAGGGUUUCGAAGAUUUUGUAUCGUUUAAGGUUUGUUUGUAAUCUGUAAAUUGGUUUAGGGGUUUGAUUCCCGUCGUCGUUUCGCGUCUAUAUCACCCUUCUUCGAUCAGAAAUUUGGCUGUAGUUGGUGAAUCGAAAAUUUAGGGUUAGGGUUUCUUCGAAAAGUUUUUAGGUUCUUAUUUUUUCGAAUUGAAUUGGAGGUUCGUUUCACCAAAUUUAUAAAUCAUUUUAGAAAUUUAAUUCGGCGUCUCUAACGUCUAAAUUAGGUCUCAUAUUUUCCUUAUUCUGUUUUAGGGUUUGAAGUCGACGAAUUUUAGAGACUGAAAUGGGAUUUAAACGACCUUUUGAUUGUGAGGACUUCCAGGAGCUUCCUUUUAAGCAGGCUAGACAGGUGGACUAUAGCAACAAGAUGACUCAGUUUGCAGAUUUAUAUAGAACUACAUCUGAGGAAACUGAUGUUACCGAUGAUCAAGAAGGAAGCUUUGGAAAAUCUCAAGAGCAUGAGAGUUCUGGAAACAACUGUGUUUCUGAAGCUUCAAAGUUGGUGAAAGAUUUUGGGAUCGCUGUUCCUUGGUCUUUGGUUACGAGCAAUUCCGUGGAUGAUGAUGUUGGUUCUCGCUUCACAGCUUACUCUUCUGAUUUCCUGGAACAUGAAUUUGAUGUUCCCCGGAGAUUAGAAGCUUCUGACGAUGCUUACUUUUCAUAUUUGGAUUCUUCUCCUAGAAAACAAGUUCCUCUUGGACCAAAUCAUCAAGCGAGCAGUCCAUUGUUUGGCAAGCGUGUAAAUAAGAACCGGUUAGAAUGGGAAGACACAUUAGAUCCCGGUAGCUCCUCGCUCUCUGAGUCUGACCUCGACAUUCACACUGACAAUGAAGAGAAGUUUUUGGGCACUUGUAUUAUUCCCAUGCCAGACACAGAAACAUCUGCAGAUAAUAGUGAUGAGAUUGGAGGUGGCAGAAAAGAUUGCAGUUGCAUGGAUGAAGGCUCUGGUAGAUGUGUGCAACAGCACAUAAUGGAAGCUCGGGAAAGUCUCUUAAAAUUCCUUGGGCAUGAACAGUUAGUUCAUUUGGGAUUUUGUGAGAUGGGAGAGGAGGUGACACAUAAAUGGACCAAGGAAGAGGAACGUGUGUUUCAUGCAGUUGUGAAUUCCAAUCCUGCAUCAUUGGGCCAGAAUUUUUGGAAGCACCUGUCACACGUGUUUUCUACUCGAUCUACCAUGGAAAUUGUCAGCUAUUACUUCAAUGUAUUUAUGCUACGGAGACGGGCUGUUCAGAACAGAUCUAACUUUUUGGACAUUGACAGUGAUGAUGAUGAAUUGCAUGGAAUCAAUAGGGGAUCUUUUAAAGCUCGUGUACUAGAUGAAGAUGAUGACUCUGACAUCGAGUCUUUUGAUCAAUAUGAUCAUGCGGAUUAUGGGGAGGAUACUCUUAUUGAAGAUGGUGAAGAUGAUGAUGAUGACAGUGAUGGGGAUCAGGGAGACAGUAGCGGAGAGGCCACUGGAGAAGAUUCUGGGGUAGAUAAUGUUUCAGAAACACCUGGUACAAAAUCAUUGGAUGGGAGCAGGUUUGAUGUUGUUAAUAGGGCAGGGCUUGUUGGAGAGGAUUUCACUGUCCAAGAUAACUCGUGCAUGUCUUUUGAGUUCCAAGCUGAUACGAUAGACUCUUGUGAUCCAGCUGAUACUGAAGUUGCUGAGCAAGGUAGUCGAGUUAGGAGCCAUGAGAAAGAAUGCUUCCCUGGUAAUGGAGAUGGAUACAGUGAUGGAGUGGAUCAGGUGUACUUGUUGGAUUCUUGUGAUGCUAAAGCUUGGGAUAGCCGAUACACAGUUCCAAUAAAAGGCGUUGAUUUUCUACCAACUUGUAACAUUAUUGAAGAGAUUUUUGGACAAGGAACAUCUGGUGACAAGAAGUGACCAUGCAACGGCUAGCGCCUUCACCUGGUAGACGUUCUUGAGCAGUCCUUGGUGUACAGUGUGUAACCUUUGCAAGGAACAGGAUUGCUUUUCUAGCUAAGCACAAUGUAAGAAAUUUUCUUUGUAGGGAUUAGUGGAUUCCUUUUCUCAAUGAAGUAGGGCGAGGUGGAUAAGUGAAGAGAGGGGAUUUUGGUUACUGGGUUUCGUUCUUGUUCAUUCAUUUUGAAUGUAACAUUUGCAAGCUUCAUUAGUAGCGUUUUCCCUAUCUGUUUCAAUUACGAACUCAAAAAUUACUAUUUCUGUAGCAAAUGUAUAUAUAAUAUAUAUAAAUAUCUUAUCUUCCCAUCAUGAACAAUGGAGGGUAACAUGAAUUUUCUUCUGAUUUA